Messenger RNA from Dendrobium catenatum, 2210 nucleotides. RefSeq names its product glutamyl-tRNA(Gln) amidotransferase subunit B, chloroplastic/mitochondrial. Gene Ontology annotation, biological process: mitochondrial translation; glutaminyl-tRNAGln biosynthesis via transamidation. Gene Ontology annotation, molecular function: glutaminyl-tRNA synthase (glutamine-hydrolyzing) activity. NCBI's taxonomy places the organism in Eukaryota, Viridiplantae, Streptophyta, Magnoliopsida, Asparagales, Orchidaceae. The transcript has 9 exons. The record is from RefSeq and is a predicted model, not a curated record. The coding region runs from base 266 to 1930 and encodes 554 amino acids.
GAAAUCUGAGCCGCUGUAGCAUUCAGUCGCCUGAUCUGCGGGUUUAGCAGGGAUCGAGUGGCAGGAGAACGAUGCGUGCGUGAGAGGGAGCGGCUAGGGGAGGGGCUGUGGGUGCUUCUCAUUUGGCGUGAAGCAGAGAUCGGGAGGGAGCUAGAGGGGAGGCCUGCUCGUGCGACUCCAGAGGCGGACGGAAGAGGGAAGAUCGAGCGGAUCUCACGCAUAGAAAUAAAGUUAGCAGCUGAUCAUCCACAUUUGGCGCCGAAUCAUGGCCUCUAUUUUCUUCCAAGGGAUAAGAAGCAACCAAUUGAUAGUGUACCCAUUAGCUCACUUUAGCAGAAUACAAACUGCUGUUUACUGCACAUUGCAAAGGCCACAAGGUCAGGCAAGGCCACAGGAAGUUAGCUUCCAAGAACAGCGGAAAGUCCAACAAACCUCUUCUCAAACCACGACAAGAAAACCACUUGAGCAGAAUAUGCAAGGAUAUGAGGCAAUAAUCGGCAUAGAGACGCAUGUUCAGUUGUCAACAGUCACGAAAGCAUUUUGCAGCUGCCCUUAUUUCUAUGGUUCUCCACCCAACACCACCAUUUGCCCAGUUUGCAUGGGUCUUCCAGGAACUCUACCGGUUUUAAAUUCCAAGGUUGUGGAUUUUGCUGUAAAAUUAGCUCUUGCACUCAAUUGUGAAUUGUCUGUGACGUCAAAGUUUGACAGGAAACAAUACUUCUAUCCUGACUUGCCAAAGGGCUACCAGAUAUCACAAUUUGACAUUCCUAUAGCAACCAAAGGAUUUAUUGAUUUGGAUCUUCCUGUAGAGUUUGGCGGUGGGCACAAAAGAUUUGGAAUAACAAGGGUUCAUAUGGAAGAAGAUGCUGGAAAGUUGCUCCACUCAGAUAGUGGGAGUUAUUCCCAUGUGGAUCUUAAUAGAGCAGGGGUCCCUUUGCUAGAGAUUGUUUCAGAACCUGAUAUGAGAAGUGGAUUGGAAGCUGCAGAGUAUGCGGCUGAGUUACAGAGGCUUGUUAGAUAUCUGGGGGUGAGCAAUGGAAAUAUGCAGGAAGGUUCCCUUCGUUGUGAUGUAAAUGUUUCUAUAAGACCAAGGGGUCAAUUAGAAUUGGGAACGAAGGUUGAGAUAAAGAACAUGAACUCAUUUUCUGCUAUGAACAGGGCAAUUGAUUAUGAGAUAUCGAGACAAUUUCUUCUUCAUAGUCAAGGUCAAAGUGAUCAGAUUGUUCAGGAAACUCGACUUUGGGAAGAAGGGUAUCAGAAAACAGUAACAAUGCGCAAAAAAGAAGGGCUAGCUGAUUAUAGAUAUUUCCCUGAGCCUGAUCUUCCUGAAGUUGUUGUGACUGAGGAUUAUAUAGAAAAUAUUCGGAGUUCACUUCCUGAACUUCCAGAAUUGAAGCGCAGGCGCUAUGAGAAGAUGGGCUUAAGCAUGCAAGAUGUGCUCUUCCUUGCUGAUGAUAUCAGUGUGGCAAACUUUUUUGAUUCCACACUUGAAAAUGGAGCUGAAGCAAAGUUGGCAGCAAAUUGGAUCAUGGGUGAUAUUGCAGCUUACCUCAAAAACGAACACCUGUCUAUUGAUGAGGUUAAAUUGACACCACAGGAGCUUGCUGAGCUUAUAUCUUCAAUAAAAGGUGGAAUCAUAAGUGGCAAGAUUGGAAAAGAGAUACUUUUUGAGCUUAUAACCAAAGGAGGAACCGUCCAAAAAAUAAUAGAAGAAAAGGAUCUUGUUCAGAUAGUAGAUCCAGGUGCUAUUGAAGCAAUGGUGGAUAAGAUUCUGGAGGAGAAUCCAAAGCAACUUCAACAGUAUCGCGGAGGGAAAACUAAGCUGCAAGGCUUUUUUGCUGGCCAGGUCAUGAAGGAGUCGAAAGGCAAGGCAAAUCCAACGCUCUUAAAUAAGAUUCUUUCAGAAAAAUUGAAUGCCAACAGUAAAUAAAGAAAAGGUCGGCAUCUUUUUUGCAUUGAAAAUUGAUGAAAAAUAUGAUUGAUAGUUUUGUACUGGUUUUUUGCUGAUACUAGUAAGGAGAUGAUGAAGGCCAGAGAGGCUUAAAAAAGCUUAAUGGUUCAGAAGUACAGAUACUUGCAGACUUGUCAGGUUUCAUUGCUUGUAAUCUCAAUAUGAUUCUUCAGUGCAGUAUUUUACUGAUACUGGUAUGUAAUUUUAACAUUAAACUGAUAAUUAAUAUAAAUUGCUUUUCAGAGUUUCCUUUAAUAAA